Molecule: messenger RNA, 9623 nt
Organism: Pieris napi
Lineage: Eukaryota; Metazoa; Arthropoda; Insecta; Lepidoptera; Pieridae
Gene: lilli
Product: AF4/FMR2 family member 1
Exons: 21
Coding region: 599-3934 (1111 amino acids)
Biological process (GO): regulation of gene expression
Cellular component (GO): nucleus; super elongation complex
Source: RefSeq, a predicted model, not a curated record
UCUCACGGCGUGCAGACGUAUGUAUCUAACGACUCGGCUCGUCCGAACACUCACUUUUGGCGGGUUUUCGCACGGACGCGGGUGAACGUGACGUGACUCGGAAUGCGCGCAUGUUGUCAACCCGCCCGGAGCGCCGUCGCAGUGAAAUCUGUGGCCAUUUGGAUUGCAGUGUUGGAUCGUUGGAUGGAAUAGUGCGCUCUGGCGUAAUUUUUUUGUAAGACAAACGGAUACGGUGUCCAUGAUGUUGACUCAUGCGUGACGCGCUCGAUCGCUGAAAUCGGGAUUAUGAUUAAUGACAAAUCGCUGUGUGUUGUUGUUAUUUAACUAUAUUAGAAUUUCUAAACACGUCAGUUUUCACACAAUAGAAACAAUAACUGGAGAUUGGAAGUUAAAUUAGAUUAGAAAAGUUAGAGAAACCGACUAGACCUUAUGGUUAUUGGUUGUAUCUAUGAUUAACAGAUCUAAUCACAGAAUUUAAGUGACGUAAAAUGUUCGUACGUGGUGUCGAUUAAAGUGCCAGUUGUAUUGUGUCUAAGUGUAUAAAUAAUUUGCAACAAUUUCGUUCGGUGGUGAUAAAGUGGGUGGCGGGGCAGCUGGUAUGCAUAUGUGCUAUGAGAGGCCGGGGCUGGUCAACGCGCUGAACGGAACCGUUGGGUACGACAAGUGGGAUCGGGGAGGGGCGGCGGGCGGCGCGGGGGGCGCGGGUGGCGCGACGUGGUCGGGUCGCGAGCGCGACGCCCGUGACGCCCGUGACUCCCGCGACGCCCGUGACACGCGUGACCGUGAGCGUGACAGGGAGCGCGAGCGGCAGGCGCGCGCCCAUCAAAUGUCGCACGCCCAUACGUCAGAGCCCCCCGACAACUCUUCGCUCUUCCCUGCACCAUUCAGAGUAACGGGCAACCGGGAUCGUGUGAGCCAGCAAGUUCAAAUUAAGCUAGGCGACUACCACCUCGCACAGACCUUACUCGACGACCCCAGCAAGUCUAUUGGAAUCUGUGCUGAACCUGCCAGCCCAGCGCCAUGUCAUCCAUCAAGGCGAGAAAGUGAGUUCAAAAAGCCUGCGCACGCGCCACAAAACGGACGGAUCCACCAUCGACCCUAUCCCUACAAUAAGAGCGAAGGCCUCAGCUCUACGGGGUCGACGGCGCACCGACCGCCUCCUCUACGGAUACCUAACGGUUUUACAGCUCAGAAUACCAUCGACAGCAGCAGUCAACCGCCUAUAGAAAGUAUUUUAAAGGAGAUGAAGUCCCUACCCACCCCCCUCUCGGUGAUAGCAGCCACACCCAGGAAAGAGGCCGAGAAUAAAUUUAUUUUCAACCCGUACACGAAUAAGGUGCAAGAAAACCCUCAGUUGGCAAACAACGAUCUCAAAACACCUGUCACUAAAUCUGGUUUGGACAGUCGGAUAUCCAACUCUAGGAAUUCAGUUUCACCUGACGUAGUUAACAAGGACCUUGGUCUGUCAGAGAGUGAUGAUGAGGUCGCAGCCACCACCACCAGGCUAGAGCCAAUCCUCUCACCGAUACGCUCCGGUGGUAGUCCGAGUUCCGGCAGCGAAUCUUCACCUUCGGACUCUGAGUCAGAGUCUUCCUCAGCUGAGUCCACGGCUCCAGCACCAGCCCCUGCCCCGGCGCCGCCACCCGCGCAGCGCCCCUCGUGGGGCCUUUCGAACUUCGCGCCUCCACCGCCGGAGCCUCCCGACCAUCCGGAUUUGACAAAUGUACUGGCUGAUGCGAAGGGAAAACCGCAGAGUCCGAUAUCGGAUCUGUCGGAUUCCGAAGCAUCGUCGCCAUCUCCGGGGGUUAGACGUCGCAGGUCUCUUGCCAAUCGCAUCUCCACUGCAUCUAGUGAUGAAGAGACACCUCGACCAGUGCCGGUUCGACCACAAGCAUCGCCAAGCGUGCCACCACCAAUUCCAAGCGGUUCUCAAAGCACAGGGGUCAAACGUGGGCGGCCGCCCAAAGUGCGAACGUCGGAAGAACGACCGCCCAAGAAGAAACGCGGCCGCCCAAAGAAGACCCGCCCACAGUCGCCGGCUCCACCUGACAGUGAGCCGGAACCUGAUCCUCCCGUACAUCAUGCUUUACAGGAUACUAAGACGCAUAUCUUUCGUAAGGUUUUCACCCCUAAAAAGGGUGACGAGUGCGGAGGAAAAGGUGGCAAAGGGGGCAAAGGAAAAGGGGGCAAGGGUAAAGGUCAAGUGACGAUAAUCGAAGUGACGGCGCCCGAAUCCGGGGCUGACGACGACGACCGCCACAGGGACCGCUCCACCGAAAGAAGGACCGAAGAAGCCAUUGCCAGGGUCUCUCCUCCACAGGAAUCAGAGACCUACACCAGAAGGCGAGACGCCGAGAGAAACGCUAAUGAAAGGAUACAAGGAGUUCCAAUUGAAAGGCCGGACUAUCGCCGCACCGAAGACAGACCGACUAUAGAACGCACUUCGGUAGACCGCCUCCCAGACAGAAUAACCAAUGAUCGGUUAGUCCCCGAGCGGAUGCCUUCAGACAGGAGGUCCACGGAUCGACUGCCCCCGGACAGACCGGAUCGGAACGAUCGCGCCCAGGAGAGAUUAUCGAACGACCGCUUCCAAGACAGAAUAUCCAACGAUCGCCUCCAGGAAAGAAUAUCCACAGAUCGACUCCAGGAUAGAAUUUCCACAGACCGCUUCCAAGAAAAACUCUCUUCCGACAGACUGCAAGAGAGAUUAUCAAAUGAUAGAUUGUCGAACGAUCUCAUCUCCCCUGAUCGUAUGUCCGACAGGUCUUCAGACAGAUUGUCGACGAGCGAUCGAAUGGAUCGGAAAUCGGGCGACAAAAUGUCGAUCGACCGGUCGAGCGAUAAGUUGGAUAGAUUGUCGAGUGAUAAAAAGAUAUCUGUGGACCGGGUGGAGAGGAUCACGCCGGAGAGAGCAGAGGCCGACGUUGGAUUUGUCCAGUGUCCAGUGCCUAUAGUGUCGGAGCGUCGCAGUCGUUCCCGAGUACUAGUGAGUAUUCCCUUGGGACGUCUCCGAGCUGAGCUGGUCCGUGCCUUGCGUACUCCGAGAAGACCUGGCCCAGCACCAGCGCAGGUCAACACACCUCUACAGAGCGAAGUAGCGGCGACGAACCACGAGCGGCCGACCCCGUGUCUGGGCCAGACUCCGAUCUACUACUCGUACUUCGAACAGUUGCCCGCUGACGCGCUUUCCGAUGAAGAGCGGGACCACAAAUACUACCUCGCGGAAGCAAAACGUCUCCGUUCAGCGGCGGAAAGCGAACAGCACGCUUUGCCACGCGUCAUGCUGUACCUAGAGUCAGUGCUGUGUUUCGUUUUGACCGGACGCGUGCUGGAGCUGGAGUUGGACACCAAAAGAGCCUUCACAAUAUACCGGGAGACCAUCGAGUAUAUCAAGUCCAUACACUCGAUGCCGCAGAGGAUCAGGGCCGAAGCGAGGAAGAAGGGAGGGGAACCUCACUCUACUUUCAGCAAACUGGAUAUAUUGAGCCUGCGCGUGCAAGCCUUGCUGUAUCUGCGCAUGUUCAAGAUGUACAAUCGUGAAGUGAAGGAGUACUACAAGAUCGUGCAAGAGUAUCAACAAAAGGUCGGUAAUCCGGCCUGCGCCGAGUCGGUUUCCCCCCUGUCCCCGACCCCUUCCCCCGCGGGGUCAGUGGGUUCGGGCGGUUCGGCGUCGAGCGGGUACUGCUCCCUGGCGCACGCGGUUCCUGCGCACGCGCACAACGCCCUACUUCAGCUCACCAAGUACUACACGUUCCUGUACGUCGCGCACGAUCUUUGGGAACAGGCCGAUUGUUUGUGCCGGUUGAGGCCUAAUCAAGAUCUGUUCAUAGCAGUGGAUCGAAAAUGCGGACCGCUGACUCUCUUCUCGACGUUCAGACAUCUCGUACAAUAUGUGCGUUACGCCAUCUCUCUUCUAAAGAGUGCCCCACAGUGACACACACAGAGACACACGAGCGUGUCUCGACCAGAGAGGGGCACACAGUCUCACACACGAACGCAGAGAAGCAACCAAUCGGGAUAUCGACGGACGCGGCCGGUUUGAGCGGACCAACGUGUUUCGAAGUUUUUGGCCUAAACUAUUUAGCAGUUUUAAGUAUGGUUCAACGCGAACGUACACGUAACUUUACGUAUACGUAUACGUACUGUACAUAUAUCAGAAGCAUCACAAUUUUACAAAUUUUAUUAUGAAAUCUUUUAGUGAAAAUGGUUUUGAUAUCUCCGUUCAUACGUUUGGUAUAGUUUAUCUCAUGAAUGCUGUCAGUUUGGUUCCAAAUAUGCCCACAUUCUUCCAUUUUGGUAGUAUUAUGUGAUUUAAUAUAUUGUUUUUGCUAAAGCUAUUAAACCAUAGUUUCUCAUACUACAGUUACUGAAUAUGACAUAUUGUGAUUCCUUAUUUUUAUCGAUUUUUGUGGCAUUGAUACGUUUAUAUGGCUGAGACAAGUAGACUAGCGCACUCGCGUCGGGUUUCUAUAUGGAUACCAAUAGUGAUAGCUACGAAUCGUAGUUGUUAAUAGAAAAAUUCCUUAAUAGAAAAUAGAAAAAUCUACAUAGCCAUUCGAUUUGCAAAUAAUUGUACUUAAACCAUGUAUUUAACUAACGUGUUCUAAAAGUGUUUUAAUGAAAUAACUUAACUUUUUGUUAGUUAAAUAUAUUGGCCGUAAAAAAUUCUAAAUGAAAUGUAAGCAAUAUUAUUAAAAUUACUAUUUUUAUGAGAAUAUUAUUUGAUUGAAGUAGAAUUAUAUAAAUGUGUAAAAUAUUUAAUUGCGCUACUAUUUUGCGAUACGAAGAACUCACGAAACCCAUAAACGUGACUCAAUCUUCAUUUUUUCUUAGCGAUGCUCGGAAAUUCGGUUUUGAAAAAUGUAAUUGGGUUAUCAUACAGUUUUAGAUUUUAAAUUUUGUGAACAAUAUUUAUAACAAUAUAUGGAAUAAGUGAAUUGUUUUCAAUAGAAUUUUAAAAGCGAACAAUAUUUUUCCGGAACAAGAGUCGAGCAAAUAUUUGUUUCAUUUAAAUUUAUUUUAUACAUUGCGAAAGACAAUAAACAUAGGAGAGUCAACUAAGUGAAAAUUUUAAAUUUUUCCAAAUGUAAAAUUUAAUAUAAUUAUAAUACGAACAAAUGGUAAAGUGCAAAUUUUGAUGAGACUACAAAGAGUACAAGACAUUCUAAAAUCGGUCGCGAUGCAAUUCAAUCUCUAACACCAAUUUUUAUCUCUCGGUUGUUUAAAUUUAUGUUGUGAUUGUAAAUAUAUACAUUUUGUAAUGCAUAUACAUGUUAGUGCCAGAUAGGUUUUGUAUGAAUGUUUAUAUAAGAGUUAGGGCGAGGACUAAGUACGGGCAUUUUUAACGAACGCACGACCAUAGACGGCGGACCUCGGACACGCACGCGUACGCAACUCGGCGAUCGUGCGAGAAACGAAAUUCUUGCAAAUUGAGAUGCCUUGUAUAUAGUAUAUUAAGAUGUAGUUUUCACUUUAUAUUUUAUGAACUAUUGCUAAGCGGACAAGAUAUUUGACAUAAGCGAUCGGGACGCGUGGUGAGGCUGACGUGUCUUCCGAGUCGAGUGUUGAGAGGAGCUUGCAGCGUUCGAUUUAGUAUAAUUUAGUGUUACAGGUUUUGACUACGUUAUCACGUUUAGGUAACCGACCUUGCAACUAGGUGUUUAGAAGCUGUCCUUUAGGAUAAGAUUCAGAGUCGAGUAUGGACUGAAUCUUCCCCUUGGACCCCGUCAAGUUAAUGAUUACCGCGUACCGAGCCGCGGUUCCUAUAUUACCCUACGCUAGUUACCUGCUAAUGACGCGAGAAGAUCACUUCUCUACUUAAAUAUUUAUUGCGUAUACAACGUUCGCUUAACGCAUCGGUUUUUUUCGUUCCAUAUGAAUCGGUACUUAUAUGCACAAACUAUUUAUAAUUUAUUCGUUAUUUAUUAUCACAAAUUGUAAUUUAUUUUAAUAAUAGCGCAGUUUACUUAAUAAGUCGCGAUUCGGGCUCUUCAGAUAGACUAACUAAAAUCGCUCUAACCGCGACUCAUUUGAGAUUACGUUGUGCCCACUGUGUGCAUUUUUAGUUAUAUUUGUGGCCUCGUCUAAUAAAACGCUUUGUAAGACGCGUCUUUACGUUUCUUAAAGCGUUCAUUCGACGCCUAAACAGUUAGAUCUGCGCUCAAGUGCCUUGGAAUCGCUAGUUUAUUUUUAUGUAAGUACUUUAAGUUUUAUUUCAAAAUUAUUCUUUCAUCUCCUUUCGAAACUCGCAUUUAUGUACUUUGUUUUUGUUGUACUUUUUUAGUUCAUAAUUAUGUCAUACUACAUUUGUUGCUCUUUAUCAGUAGGUUAUGUCAAUAGUUGUAAAGAAUUGUGAAUCACAAAUAUUUCAUAGUAAUUGUAAAUACUAUUAUGUCCCGAUUCGGGCGUGGUCUUAUAUCAAAUCCCUAAAAUUGAAACCAAAUUAUUAAAAUGAUUGUAUAGAAAAUGGUCCGAGUACGCCGCUCGGCGCGACAUUGUUUUAGGUAAUUUGUAAAGUCUGUUUUCUUAUUCUGUCAUUUAAGUAGUCUUGUGUUGAUAGUAUGUAUGAUUUGUUUUUUUUUUUACAUUAUUGAUUUAAUUAAUUAUAUGUAUAAAUUUGUUUUUCCUUUAAUUUUAUUAUUUGUGUAACCUAUGUUAUUGAUGAUAGAAUACAAUAAUUUUUAUGUAUAUAUAAUUUUUGGUUAUUUUUUUUCCUUUCCUUUUCGAGCUGCCAAAUAAUUAGUCAAUUUCAACAUAUAAGAUACACAUAGAAAUGCUAGUGCUUACUUAUUCUCAAAAUAUUUACCAAGGAUCAAUUCACAAAAUGGAAUAACAACUCGAUAUCAAAAUGUCGUACGGUACGACGAAAUAUUAACGUUUUUCGAGUUGUGCAAAUAUUAUACAAUUCGCAAUCAUACAAUUGCAAUUAUAUUAAAAUAGCCGCCAUGAUUAUGCGCUUAAUGCAAUAAAGUAGUUUUAGUGAAAUAAGCCAAGAUUGCCUUAUGCAAAGUGUCUUUCAGAACUGCCACAAUAGUUUAUAAUAAUUCAGUACCGUUAUUUAAUACUUCAUAUACAUUUUUAUAGAAGUAAAGGAUUGGAAAUGGUCUAGUCAAGUUAUGGGUGGCUAUCCACUUUGAAUCUAACAAAAGAACUUCGUGCUUGAAAUUUUGUUGUCUACAGUUGUCUAAAAAACUCAAUUUUUCAAAUACUACGGUUCGUUUUCGAUUUUCAAAAGAAAGUAGAGUGGAAGCCACGACAAGGAACGUUGCUAAGAAUAUUUUGAUAGGCGUUAAUUUUAACCGGUACUGAAUGAAAACGUUAGCAAUAUUGAGCAAUGGAUGAACUAAAAAUAUAUUAUCGUUGUCAAUAUUUUAUCUACGUAUAUACAAAGGAUCGCUGCAAGCUCGUAUAUUUUUAAAGUAUAUGUAUAUUACAUCGACAUACUACGGUCAAGCAGCUAGAAAUGUCUAAAGUUCAAACAGCAAAUGCAAAAUUGUUCUGGCUGCUUUUGGAAUAAGUACAUAAACUGCUUAUGUCAGUUAGCUUAUAUUAACGCUUUGUAUACGAUAGGUAAGGUACACAAAACAGCAGUGCAGCGAAAAGAGACAAAACGUAUCAUUAAAACGCAAAAUUAGUAGGUAACUUUAAGAAUCGAUUAGUUAAGCUACACGAGAUACCGUUUUGUUUAAUAACGCCUUGUUAUUGGCCUUUAUUACUGAUAUGAUAUCAUCUAAGUACCUGUUGAAUGCAAUUUAAAUGGUCGAGAAAUAUAUAUUUAUUGUCGCCUUUGCGUUGUUAAAUAAGUUAUAUAUGGCAUUUUGUAGACAUUAUUACUAAUUAUAUCUUGGCGUAUCACAAAAAGGGCUCCCGUACUGUUGAAAAGCAAAAAAAUAAAUUUGGCCAUUAUGAAAGUACUGUAUUAGUUCAUAAUAUAACAUAUUUACGUAGCUGAUAUCAUCUUUAUAUUAAUGUACAGUAUUCAAACUAUUGGGAGAAAAGUACGAAACAUUUUAAGGCGCUUCUGAAAUUAAUAUUACUCAAUUAUAUAAUUUUGUAAAAACAAUAACACCAUCUAUGUAAUAAGAGUGUUAUAUAUUACUGUUAAGCUAAACAUUAACGACUAUAUUUUUACAUUGAUUUGAUGUUAGAUUUAAUAUAAGUCGGCGUAUUAUAAGUUUUAUGUGUCUGAACUUUUAAAAUCAAUUGUAGUAGCAGCUAGUGAAUGUAAAUCCUAAGCGGAUAGUAUCAUUUAUUUUAGUAUUGAAUAAAGUUCAAAAUUAAAUUCAAAUUGUGCCUUAGUGAAUGGAAACCUAAUUUUAUUUGGGAGUAAGGAAAGAAAAGAGGUAAAGAGAUCGAUAAAUUUUCAAAUAGGUAUCAAAGUCAAUCUUAGUCUAAGAUUUACUGAUGCUUAAAUUGUUUGACCCUUUCUGAGAAACUUGAAUAUGCAAUAAUAUUUAACAAUAUUUCAUUUUAUAAAAUGUUGUAAAGAAUAAUUGAUUUUAUUUAGUAUUUACAUUAUAUGUAGUUGAGUAUAUGUCGUAGCAAUAAUUUAAGCGUGGCAAUAAGGUCUAGUGGUUUUGCUUUUGUGUCUUUGAAUAAUAUGAAAUAAGAUGUAUAUUGUACUUUUCUCGUCCUCGUUAGAGAACCGGAUGCUGUAUACUGCUUCUAAACUAAUUUCCAGUUUUAAUGUAUAAUUUUAAUUACUUAAUUCCACGGAUUAAGUAUAAGUAGAGAAUUUUAAUAUUUCGAUGUUCGUGUUCUUAUGUUUUAUCGCUGGUGUUGUAGUUGUUUCCUGUAUCUUCGAUCCGACCAAUCGCUUGAGUAAUGCUGGGUCCAAACUAUGCGUCGGUAAGAUAAAUUAAAAAUUCGUGUAAUUACUAAAAUACGGUUUCGUUUCAAAUUGGUGUUUCGCUAAGUUUGGUCACAGCAGGUAAAUUCUUACUGCUAUCGUUUGUUUGUAGCGACGGAUAAAAUAAAAUUCCAAUUGUAGUAUAAGACUAAGUGCCAACGCGACGCUUUAUAAGUGCAAUUCCUUCUCAAUUACUGUACCUCUGUUUACAUCGUAGAACUCUUAGAAGGCCUGUGUACUAACACAAUAACAUUCAUAAGAAAAUUUAAUUUGACUUUGGAACUGGACCUACACGCGCUAAAGUAACACUUCGGAUGCGUAUCGUUACAUUGUUGAAGCGUAACUAUAGCGCGAAGUUAGCACCGCUCGGAGCUCUCAAGCCUUUUAGAUGUUUUGUACGAAGUUCACGGCUUUUGAAUUGUCAACGGUUCGCGUGAGGGGAACAGCCGUCGGGCCCGAACACUUAACCGUAGUGCAUUUGAACGAUUAGUGUAAAGUUACCACGCCUGUUUACCGGGCGUUAGACGAAAAUAUUAUUUUUCUUAGAUCACAUUAUAUUGUAAAGUGGUAAAUUAUAGGAGUACGUGCGUAUGGUGCGUGCGCAGGGUUGUCGAGUUACAAACAAAUUGAUAUUUUUUUACGAGCGUCCCGAAGUGCGCAACGCACCAACGCACGUAUUUGUUAUGUUUAAGAAGAAAUAUCUAUUGUCUAUUCCAAGGGUUGAAUACUACCGACACUUUUUUAUAUUACAAUAAUUAUAGAAAUUAUUACUGAA